Molecule: messenger RNA, 1046 nt
Organism: Glycine soja
Lineage: Eukaryota; Viridiplantae; Streptophyta; Magnoliopsida; Fabales; Fabaceae
Product: adenylate kinase isoenzyme 6 homolog
Exons: 4
Coding region: 140-679 (179 amino acids)
Cellular component (GO): cytoplasm; nucleus
Molecular function (GO): ATP binding; ATP hydrolysis activity; AMP kinase activity
Source: RefSeq, a predicted model, not a curated record
AAUAUACAAGUGUUGUUUUCAAAUAUUAGGGAGUUGUGGAUAAAAACAAGGAGGAGUGAUUCAAAUCUGAAGCUGAACCCUGAGGAAGCUGCCUCAGCGACGCCGUUGCGAUUCAGCCUCUGACAUUACCGUUGCAGUCAUGGUGCAAGAAAAUGGCAAGAGGAAGAAGCCAAACAUUCUGGUGACUGGGACACCGGGGACAGGAAAGACAACCAUGUGCACUGCUCUAGCAGAAGCAACCCAGCUCCGCCACAUCAAUGUUGGAGAACUAGUCAAAGAAAAGAAUUUGCAUGAUGGAUGGGAUGAUGAGCUUGAUUGUCAUGUUCUUAAUGAAGACUUGGUCUGUGAUGAACUUGAGGAUGUUAUGGAAGAGGGGGGAAACAUUGUGGACUACCAUGGCUGUGAUUUCUUUCCCGAGCGUUGGUUUGAUUGCGUGGUUGUACUUCAAACUGAUAACACCGUUUUGUAUGACCGUUUGAGUCGGAGGGGGUACAAAGAUUCAAAGCUUUCGAACAAUAUUGAAUGUGAAAUCUUCCAAGUUCUGCUUGAGGAGGCUAAAGAAAGUUACUCAGAGGAGAAACUGAUUGCAAUGAAGAGUGAUAAUAUAGAAGACAUUAGUAGAAAUGUGGCAACUCUGACAGAUUGGGUCAGAAAUUGGUCUUUGCCCUCACAGUCUUGACAAAAAAAAUGAGUACUUUGUAUAUACCAUUUUGCGCGAGUAUGGUGAAAGUGUCAUCAUUAUGGCGGAAGUUGAUCCAUGUAGUCGACCCCACCUAGUGGGAUAAGGCGUUGUUGUUGUUGUUGUAUGGUGAAAGUGUCAUGAUGAGCUACCUGAUGCAGAUCUGCAGUAUGGUUGAAUUCUUACAAAUUUUUGGUGUGGCAUGUAUUUGUGACAUUUAUGUCAUGGAUUUUAAAUUUGACAAUUUAAAGUGUAACUUUUACCAAGUUUUGUGUACUGUAUUUCAAAUAGUUAAGGGAGGUUUAAUUAAACAAGAUGCAAUAUAGUAUCAGGAGUUGAUGCAAAAUCCUAUGAUGGGUUGAUGGAA